GUAAGAGUCACCAACUCAUGGAGGUCAUGUAGGCUAGCUCUACAUAGCCUACAACUCGCAGGCUAGCGGCCCUACAUGGGGCUUUUAACGCUGAAGCACAGAAGGAAAUCCGACGACCUGAGGAGGAAACCCAGCGUCCAGGCUGGGUUCCAAACUUGGCACAUUUCUUCUCUGAGGCUUCGAUCUUCUUCAGGACUACAACUCCCAGCAAGCCACCACCGAGUUCACAGCUGAUUGGCGGGCCCGCUCGGGUUUCUUGCGUUAUGGCAGCAAGUAGAGCCAAUGGGAAAGAAAGGUCUAGGAAACAGUGCCCUCAACAACUGUAACAGUCGCUGUCGUUUGCUGAAUGACGAGUACAUACCACCCCCUACACUGAGCAUGCCUGGCAUCUUCUCUAACGCAGUGUAGGGUUCAGAGAUGGGCAGUGAGAAGGAGCAGAAUCCAGAACAGCACCUGCCUGAGGAAGGGGAGCGGGGUAAGCCUUGGAGAGCGGAUGACCCAGAGGGUUUUCGGAUCCCAGAUGGGGAGAAAGAGCAUGGGCAAGAGAGCCUGUCAGAGAGACCACAAGGGACCCAUCCCCAAAAGCCCUGGCAGAAAGCCACUGUCCCCACUGGAGAGCCAGGGGACCCUGUUGUCCAUUCAAGACUUGAGGCCGAUGAGAAGCCCUUUAUAUGUGCCCAGUGUGGCAAAACCUUCAAUAACACCUCCAACCUGAGAACACACCAGCGGAUCCACACGGGCGAGAAGCCUUACAAAUGCUCUGAAUGUGGCAAGAGCUUCUCGAGAAGCUCCAACCGCAUCCGGCACGAGCGGAUCCACCUGGAGGAGAAGCACUACAAAUGUCCCAAGUGUCAGGAGAGCUUUCGGCGGCGCUCGGAUCUCACCACACACCAGCAAGAUCACCUGGGCAAGCGGCCGUACCGCUGUGACAUCUGUGGCAAGAGCUUCAGCCAGAGUGCCACGCUGGCCGUGCAUCACCGGACCCACCUCGAGCCGGCACCCUACAUCUGCUGUGAGUGUGGGAAGAGCUUCAGCAACAGCUCCAGCUUUGGGGUGCACCACCGCACCCACACAGGCGAGAGGCCUUACGAGUGCACCGAAUGUGGGCGGACCUUCAGCGAUAUCUCCAACUUUGGAGCGCACCAGAGGACUCACAGAGGGGAGAAGCCCUACCGGUGCACUCUGUGUGGGAAACACUUCUCUCGGAGCUCAAAUCUCAUCCGCCACCAGAAAACGCACAUGGGAGAGCAGGCUGGGAAAGAUUCUGGCUGAAGGAGUGAGGGAGAGACCUCAAUGUAGUGUAGGAAGAACUUUAGGAUCUGCUGCUACCCUUUGACCUCAAGCCCUUCACCCCACUUUGGAGAAUGUUUCCCUGUUGCCUCUGAAGCCAGGAUCUCUAGCAAGCCCUGAGAAGGGACUCUGAGUAAAAAUCUUUGCCCCUUUCCAAGCCGAUAUUUUGCCUUGGAAAGUCAGAGGAUCUGGUCUUGGCUUCAUCUCCUUGGGGUGAAAGAGAAAUAGGGUAGGUUUAGUAAAUGCUCACGUUAUUAGGGCAGCUGUCCCUGGCCUUUGAGGAAAUACCUGUGCAAUGGGCACCACAUUGUGUAUGAACUGCUGAGGGCCCAUUGCAGUGGCCUGCUAGUUCCGUCCACUGUGCUCCAGCUGGGCUGGGAGGAGCCGUCUUCCCAGUGGACGGAGCCUCCUUGGCCUGGAGAGGCGGUCCUGCCUUAGAAAUGGAGGGGAAGCCCUCAGGGAGCCAUGAUCUAGGGACCUUCACACUCCCCGUGUGUGUGACUUGUUAUCCCUCUCCCAACCUGCAUCUGUUCCCUGAGUGACCAGCAGUAAAACCCUUCAAUGAAAAGGACCUGUGUACUUAUUUGGGGGCAUCAAAGAAGUGGGGAGCUGGUCUCUCUGCAGCUACUCUGAGAGUUGAAUUUCAAGAAAGACAAGAUGGGUGGUUGCUCAGAAAAGCAAAGGGAAGCAGGCUAAGUCUCUGGGCCUUUGGGGAGAAAGGAGAAAGGAAAGGAAUUAACAUUAAUUGAGCACUCACCAAAUGCCAUAGAUUCUACCAGUCACAUUUCUUUUCUUUAAAAGAAAUAUAUUUUAUUGAAUUCAGAGAGGAAGGGAGAGGGAGAGA
This is a messenger RNA of Myotis myotis, 2134 nucleotides long. RefSeq names its product zinc finger protein 691 (gene ZNF691). Gene Ontology annotation, molecular function: DNA-binding transcription factor activity; RNA polymerase II cis-regulatory region sequence-specific DNA binding. Bases 418 to 1272 code for a protein of 284 amino acids. Gene Ontology annotation, biological process: regulation of transcription by RNA polymerase II. The record is from RefSeq and is a predicted model, not a curated record. Lineage: Eukaryota; Metazoa; Chordata; Mammalia; Chiroptera; Vespertilionidae. The transcript is spliced from 3 exons.